Epithele typhae is the source of this 1218-nucleotide messenger RNA. RefSeq lists its product as uncharacterized. The record is from RefSeq and is a predicted model, not a curated record. The coding region runs from base 1 to 1218 and encodes 405 amino acids. The transcript is spliced from 11 exons. Lineage: Eukaryota; Fungi; Basidiomycota; Agaricomycetes; Polyporales; Epitheliaceae.
AUGAGGGCGUCUGUGGCUCUUGCGCUGGGUGGCUUCGCUCUUUCCGUCGUUCGCGCGCAAGACACGGACGUCACAUGUCUCUCUCAGUUCAAUUGGAUGAACAACGCGCAAGGGCAAAACCCAUGUCUAGUCACCUCUAUCCUCCGCAUCCCUUGCCAAGGCGAUAACGAACUGCUCUCGCUUAAGGAGGACGGGACAUACGUCGGCUCCGGGACGUCGUCCAAGUGCUACUGCAGCACCGUCCUCUACUCCACCCUCGCCGCGUGCGGGUACUGUCAGGGCGCGUCAGACCCGGAUGCGAUCGUGAAGUGGAGCACGUUCAUCCAGAACUGCUCGAAGUCCGACAUUUCGAUCCAAUCUUACACGGCUGGUCAGAUCCAAGGCUCGGAGGCCCCGAAAUGGGCGUACUUGUUUGACGGCUCGACGGACUUCGUCAACCUUGCCGCGGUUCAAGCAAAUGCUACGAGCACCACUUCCACCUCAUCCUCGUCCACCUCCACCUCUACUUUGUCCGUUUCCACCUCAAACUCCGCCUCUACAACAUCAUCUUCAACUGCCGCGUCCUCCAGCUCCACCGCCGGCGCGAACAACAGCUCAAAUUCAUCAGGAAACAAGUCUAACGUGGGUGCGAUCGUCGGAGGGAUCGUCGGCGGCGUCGGAGCGCUAGUCCUCGCAAGCAUCACGUUCUUCUGCUGGAGAUCACGCCGCUCCACAUCCGCAUCGCCUGGUCCUGGGUUCAUGCCUGAGCCGGCGGCGUCGUACGGCCAGCCGCCCAUGCAAAGCGUGCAGGGGUACUCGCCGUCCCAGGCAGCCUUCCCCGCGGUCACGUACGGAGAGGCGUCGCCGAUGCUGAUUUAUAACCCGGACGACCCACGGACAUUCCCUGUGUCGGAACCUGCUUCCUCCAUCCCCUCAGCGAACACGGGGCCAACGCAACUCAGCCACAAUAGUUACUCGCCCAUGAUGGACACGGACGUGACGUGCCUCUCGGACUUUGCCUGGAUGAACAGCGCGCAGGGCCAGAACCCCUGCAACGUCACCUCCAUCCUCCGAGUGCCGUGCCAAGGCGCAAACAAACUGCUUUCGCUCAAGGAGGACGGGACGUACGUCGGCUCCGGGACGUCGUCCAAGUGCUACUGCAGCACCGUCCUCUACUCCACCCUCGCCGCGUGCGGGUACUGCCAGGGCGCGUCGGACCCGGACGCGAUCGUCAAGUGA